AUUGGGGCGUUGGACCACGACAUACAAUAUAAAUGUUUUAUUCCCUUGCAGUUGUGGGAAAUUUGGGGCCAGACACUAGAGGUGUGUAUGUAUGUUUCGAUAGAUUAAUUUUUAGCACAUCACAAGGCGGAGCGUAUGACGACGCCUCGUCACAACAAAAGUGAAAAUAAAAAAUUAAAAGAAUAAGGAGAGGGGCCUAGGGAAAGCGGAUCCCAUCGAUUAUCAAUGGCUUGCAGUUGCAGCCCGCUGUUCUUUGUCUUUCUUCGAAAGAACCUGCUCUACUUGAGGCACAAUUUCCUGCCACUGCUGUGCAUUUGCAUUGGACUUAUCGGGGUACUAUGGGGUUAUUUGCACUGGUCCAUAAAGCCCACUGUGCCCCAAUUCACGGACUUCGAGUCCAAAAAUGAAUUGGUACUGAAACAUAUGUACUUCCCCGGGAAUGAUUUUGACUAUGUGUACUAUGCGCCCAGCACCGAAAAUGUGGAGGAUAUCGUGGACCAGCUACGUUUGGAUUUGCAGAUUACCCAAGAACGCUUUCGUGCUUACAACAGCACUUCCGAGAUGCAGCUGGAACUGGAACAGCAGUGCAGGGGCAGCUGCUUUACCAUCAACUUUGAGCAGGUACCCAGCCGUGGUGCCGCCGGAAAGUUCCGAUAUAGCAUAAGCUCUAAUCAUAUGCGCCUUUCGCCCAGGAAGCGCUUUGUAAAUGACGAGGAAAUCAAUCGACAGAAAGACGACGAUGACUACAUUCGGUCAGGUUUCCUAACCCUGCAGCAGAUACUGGACAAACAAUAUAUGAAGUAUCAGGGGCUGGAGCCAAACUACAAUAUACUGGUCAGUUCCAUGCCCAACUUGGAGGUUGCGAGCAUGGACAGUCACCGACUCACCUACUUUGGCACCUUGUUCAGCGUCAUCUUCAGCGUGGUUCUGCUGAGCACCUUCGUGGUUCCCUUUGUGGAAGAGAAGCAGAACGGGUUAAAAGAGUUUCUCAACUUAGUCACGCCCAUGAGUUUCCUUAAUGGUCUCACAUUCUUUCUCAUCCGUCUCGUGUGCUAUGCGGCGCUGCUUCUCUUCGUUCUCAUCCUUGCCUAUUGCUACGAGGCUCUGGGACUGAUACGUUUCGCCUACGUGGCUGUAUUGUUCCUGCUUUACAUUUUGGCCACCAUGUCGUAUGCAUACCUUAUAUCGGUUUGCUUUCAUUCAGUAUUUUAUGCAAAGAUUGGUGGCCUGGUGAUGUUGAUCAUUCCAUAUGUGUUUACCUUUGUUCGCAGCUGGGCCACCUCGCUGGCUUUCUUCUUCUUUAGCACCAAUGCUUUUCUAGAGGGUCUGGACGUUUUCCAGACAUUUUCCAACAAGCAUCGCACAUUUGGCGGAGCCGACCUCUUCCGUGAAAUCAAAUAUGAUUCCAGUCGAAUGUUUUGGAUUUACGUUGUCCUGCUAUUCCAAUCUCUCAUGUACGCCCUGGUCUACAACUACCUUGGUUGCGUUUUUCCGGGUCCGGGCGGGCUGAAGCGCCCAUUUCUCUUCUUUUUAGACCCCAAAACCUAUCAAAAGAGGCAACGCAAUGAAUAUACGACAGCACCGAGAGGCACACAUGCCAUCAUUAUUACGGAGCUGUGCAAGAAGUUCCAGACAAGUAAACGAGAAACGCUCAUUUCUGACAACCUAAGUAUGACAAUCAACAACAAGGAGAUUACUGUUUUGCUGGGGCACAACGGAGCCGGAAAAACCACAAUGAUGAACAUGAUAAUGGGACUGGUGCCGAAGGAUUCGGGCAAAAUAGUUGUAUGCAGCGAGCGUGAUGUGGCCUCGUAUCGCCACCUGAUCGGCUUCUGUCCCCAGCACAGUGUGUUUAUGAGCUACAUGACCUGUCACCAGCAUUUGGAGUUCUUUGCCCAACUUCGCGGAGAAACUCGCAGCAAUGCCCGUAGAUGGGCGGAUGAGAAGCUCAUGAAGCUAGGGCUGAGUGACAAACAACACGAGUUCGGAAGAAACUUGUCUGGUGGCAUGAAAAGACGUUUAUCCCUGGGCAUUGCCAUUGCUGGAAAUACCAAAAUUGUAAUUCUCGACGAACCUUCAUCCGGACUGGAUAUUAACUCACGACGCGAACUAUGGGACAUCCUUUUGAAUCUGCGCAAGGAGAAGGCCAUUCUGGUCACCACCCACUACAUGGAGGAGGCCGAGGUGCUUGGCGACACCAUCUGCAUUCUCGCCAAUGGCAAGUUGCAGACAACGGGAUCCCCGCUGGAGCUGAAGCGUAAAUCUGGCAUCGGCUAUCGCUUAAAACUGGAGGUCAGCGAUUUUUCGUACCACGAAAACGAAAUCAUGCAAAUAAUACGCGACUAUGUGCCACCGGCCAGCGUUCUGAAUGUGGUGAAACCGACUGCAAAUAUCUGUCUGCCGUAUGCGUACAAAAAACAAUUCCCAGAAAUGUUACAUAAGCUGGAGGCCAACAUGAAUCAGUUGGGCAUUCAAACAAUUUCCAUGACUGACACAACUCUGGAAGAUGUUUUCUUAAAAUGUGCCGGAGAGCAAGACCAGGUGGAUACUCCGGACGGAUCACGCCAUGAUAUGCCGCUCUUGACUCCCUAUAAGCGUUUGCCAAGCCAACACGUUGAACCCAGCAUGUUACAGCUUUGGCUGGCGGUGUUUUACAAGAAGUGGACGUUUCUCUCGCAAGAAUGGCUGUAUUCUCUGAUCAUGCUGUGCCUUCCCUUUGUAUGCGUUUUUGGAGCUAUUCUCGCCAUGCACACCAUGUCCGUGGUGGAAAACGAGGAGGCUUUGCCGCUGAAGCUUAGUCAAAUGGGCAGUGGAAUCGUCUACAUAUACAAUCCGACGGGACACCAUGGUCAGAUAGAGCAGCAAAUACGUCAGCAGAUCGAGUUAAAUGGCAUCACAGCAAAAACAAUGCAGGUUCGUGGGGAUAACGAUGUUAAAAAUGAAUCCCUCGACUUACAACGAGACAACUUGGCCGAUUUCCUUGAACAAGUGGUAGGCAUUAUUGAUAUGUACGGCGACGGCGGUGGCACCGAUGUAGCGACGCCCACAAUAGAGAUCUACUUCUCCGGGAAUCGCUACCAUAGCUCUGUGGAACUGAUUAAUCUGGUGAACUCCGCAAUGCUAAAGCUAGAGCAGCCAGGGUCAGAUAUAGAUGCGACCUAUGUUCCUAUCCGGCGUUUUAUAAGCGACAUAAGCGCCUCUCGGCUGGAGUACUAUGCGGUCAUCGUGUCCGUGGGAAUGUUCUUUUGCAUGUUUUAUUUCAUUGCCCUGCCCUUCAGGGAAUAUGCGAACGGUUUCCGCAGGCUUCAGACCAUGUCACGAUUCACCUACUGGGCUGCCCACUUCACCUUCGACGUGCUGACUCUGGCCGUAAUCUGUGUAUCCCUGCUUAUCCUGCAACAGCUGUUCAUGCCCGCCGAGCUUUACUCCAAGAUGGAGCUGAGGAUGAUUGCUGCCAGCAUCUUCUUCUACGGAUGCAGCUAUCUGCCCAUUCUAUAUGCCUUGGGCAACAACUUCAAGUCCAUAUCAACUAUAUCCACCUACUUGCUCCUGAUGCUGAUUGUGUCGGCCAUAGCCCCUCUAAUAACCUCCAGUAACGCGGCCGCGAUGAAAUUGCACGACACAAAGAUCGCAUUUUUGUGCUUCCUGCCGGACUUUAAUCUAAACCAUCAGCUUCGCAUUAUCAAUGAAAACUUCAUUACUCGCCGACGGGCCGUGGGUCCUGGAAAAAUACAGCAUCUAAUUAGCGAAGAGAUUUUCUUUGCUUACGCCACUGCGGUGUGUGUGCUCGUCAUGACGUUCUUCACCGUCAUAUUGGAACACAUGUAUCUGCGUCGGAAAGUGCAGGAUGCCUUCUUCCGAAACAUUUCAAUGUUCACACAGAAAAAGAACUCGUUGCGCACCAGUCCCAGCGGUACACACGUGUCAAUUGAUUGCGCCAAGGAGGAGGAGCUGGUCAGAGAGCUAAUCAAGCGCCCGUCAGAGGGUUAUCCGCUGGUUGUGAGUGGCCUUCGUAAGCGAUACCAGGAUAAGGUGGCUGUCAACGGACUGAGCUUUGCGGCACAGCGAGGUGAGUGCUUCGGUCUGUUGGGCGUUAAUGGAGCGGGCAAGACCAGUACCUUCCAGAUGAUCGCUGCCAAUUUGGCGCUCGAUGGCGGCAGCAUCCGCAUAGAUGGCAUAGAUAUUCAGCAGGAUGAAGUAGCCUACCGUCACCGCUUUGGCUACUGUCCGCAGUAUGAUGCACUGAACAAGUUUAUGACGGCCGAGCAGUGCUUACACUACAUGGGCCUGCUGCGGGGCUUGAACAGCUCCGGUGAGGGGCCAGCUAGCGUCAAGGAAAACGUAAAGUACUGGCUGGAAAAGAUGCAUCUGACCAAGUAUCAGCAGGUGGAGGUGCGGCAUUAUUCGGGUGGCACAAAGCGCAAGCUUCUGGCCGCUAUGGCCAUGAUCGGGGCACCCACGCUGGUGCUUCUGGACGAACCCACCACCGGCGUAGAUCCAAUUUCGAGACGAUUUCUAUGGCAGUGCAUUAAGGAUUUUCAAGGACAGGAACGAACUGUGGUGCUUACUUCGCACAGCAUGGACGAGUGCGAGGAGCUGUGCAAUCGACUGGCUAUCAUGGCGCACGGUCAGUUCAAGUGUCUGAAUAAUAUCUGCGCCCUAAAGCGUUUAAGUGGCUUUACCAUUAAACUUAAAAUGAAGGAGAAGACAGAAACCGAGUCGAAUGUGAGCACGGUGACAAGUAUGCUAAAGUCGCAGUUCCCAGGACUGGAGCUGCGGGAAAACCACGCCGGCACGCUUACUUACUUUGUGAGCACGCAGGAAAGCGUGAUCCAAUGGUCGGAUGUGUUCAAGAUAACGGAGGACUAUCUGGCCGAUCGGCUAGGGGACAUUGUUGAGGAUUACUCUGUGAACGAGUGCACGCUGGAGGAUAUUUUCCUCAAGUUCGACAAACAGGACAAGUCCCAAUCAACGUCACGCCAAUCGUCGGUGCAGAGAAGCCCGGAAGUCCUCAGCCACGUAUGAGCGUGGGUUGGAGUGGCAUAUCGAAAAGACUGAGCACCAAACUGUCGUCGGGGGGAUCAUGAUGCCUUUCCCGCGGCAACAUCUCUCAAUAUAUCACCUGUACAAAUUCCAUUUAACACGUUCCUUGGCCAGUUUUCAUUUUAACAGAGAAUCUCAAAUACGAAAAAAGGCACAUAUGAUCCUCUCGACCGGCAUUCACUUGGACUCAGUUCUGUCGGCAGGAUUUUUCUACUUAAUGCGUGUGUGUGUGUAAAGACUAAUAUCAAAGACAUUAACUGUGUGCAAGAUAUAUGAAAAUUGAAUAUUUAUUUAUUAUAUUCGUUACUUUAAUACUUUUAGAUACUACCUUUUCAAUAA
This is a messenger RNA of Drosophila serrata, 5382 nucleotides long. It is a transcript of the gene Eato, whose product is annotated as Engulfment ABC Transporter in the ovary. Gene Ontology annotation, cellular component: membrane; intracellular membrane-bounded organelle. The record is from RefSeq and is a predicted model, not a curated record. Gene Ontology annotation, molecular function: ATP binding; ABC-type transporter activity; lipid carrier activity. Lineage: Eukaryota; Metazoa; Arthropoda; Insecta; Diptera; Drosophilidae. Gene Ontology annotation, biological process: lipid transport; transmembrane transport.